Molecule: messenger RNA, 1481 nt
Organism: Scleropages formosus (Asian bonytongue)
Lineage: Eukaryota; Metazoa; Chordata; Actinopteri; Osteoglossiformes; Osteoglossidae
Product: fibroblast growth factor receptor 1
Exons: 12
Coding region: 210-1481 (423 amino acids)
Biological process (GO): angiogenesis; cell surface receptor protein tyrosine kinase signaling pathway; protein phosphorylation
Cellular component (GO): plasma membrane; signaling receptor complex
Molecular function (GO): ATP binding; vascular endothelial growth factor receptor activity; growth factor binding
Source: RefSeq, a predicted model, not a curated record
GCGAAACAAAGAAUAUAUAUUGGAUAUCUGAGACCAUUCAUGAAGUUGUUCUGCCGUACAGCUGGAGCACGAAUACAACAGAUGAUUCAUAGGAUGCUCAAAUAUUAAUUUGGGGAAAUGGGCAUCUAAGUCCAGUGUUUUCGUUUUUUACCGCGCCGGCCCCCCGGGAGCCACACGCAACACAUCAGCAGCUCGGCACCUUGACCGACAUGUCUGUCCAAAACGUCACGACCCCUGCAAACAAAAUCGGCGAGCCCCAGGAGCUGAACAUCACAAACUACGUUCUGAUUGGCAUCUCUUUCUGCACCAUUACGGCCAUCGUCCUGCUGGGGGUGCUGUGGCUCAGAAAAUAUCGCUCACUGGAGCGGAUCAUCCAGGACCUACGCGGCGUGGGGGCAAUGAUUCACGCCCAGCCUCCCGAGUCUCCGCACACGUCCACCUCCACCAACCUGCAGAGACAGGAGGAAGAAGCCUUGGAUCCAAGACUCCAGAUGCAGAAGACCAAGUCAGUCUCCAAGUCGCUCUGGAAACCACCACAGCAGGGUCCCCGGUUCACGAAGGCUGAUCUGACCCUGCUGCAGCUGAUCAAGGCUGGAAAGGAGGGCGUGUUUUACAAGGCCAGGAUGAUUCGUGGCACCUGCAAGGGUCACUCCCUAUUCACCUGCAAGAUCAGCAAAGAGGGGGUCUCCCGCAAGCGGGUGGAGAUGGAGGUGUCCAUCAUGAGGAAGCUGGUGCAUCAUAAGAACAUCCUGCAGCUCCUGGAUUGGAACUCCGCUGAGGAGCCCUACGUGUUGAUCAUGGAGUGUGUGAGCUUCGGGACCCUGCGCAGUUUCCUGCAAGCGCACAGGGACACCCUGUGUGUGGACAUCGAGCUGCAGAACCUCUUCACCAUUGCGUCCUACCACAUUGCCCUGGCCUUGGAACACCUGCGCUCAAAGAUGGUGGUGCACUGUGACCUGGCACUGAGGAACAUCAUGGUCAACCGCUUCCCCAUGGAAGUGAAGCUGGCAGAAUUUGGGCUGGCCAGGGAUCUGACCCGGAUGAGGAGCCGCCGGAGCAGCUGCAAGAAACGUUUUGGGGAGAGAGUUCCUUUGCGAUGGUACCCACCCGAGUACUUCAGAAACAACUAUUACGGCUUUAAGGGAGACGUGUGGGCAUUUGGCAUCGUACUGUGGGAGAUGCAGACUUUUGGAACAUUACCAUAUCCUAAUCUGGAGACAUCAGAGGAAGUGGUUUACUACAUCAGCGCCGGCCACAGGAAUAUAGACCCUGAGGGCUGCAGGCCUGAGAUCCUGCAGAUAAUGAAGGACUGCUGGUUGGAGCCUUACACCUCCAGGCCUUCGUUCGCAGACAUUGUCAGGAUCCUGGAUAACAUCCUAGAGAACGAUGCUGACUACGUGGACGUGGACAAUCAAAGGCUCCUGGGACCGGUGAGCCAUGAAAGUCUGCAUUCUGAGCCUUUAUCAAGGUUCCAGGACUAG